GUAGACAACAGCGCACAUUUUGUCCUGUUUGUUAACGAAUGCCGGUUGUCGACUUCCAUCAUUCGAUCUUCGUCAAUAAUUUGUCAGGUGGCAUAUUAAUCCUUAUUUUCUUAACAUCUGGAAUAUCGUCGGUAUAUUAUAAGUAAUUCUUAUGACCUCAUGAUGAAUUUGAGCGAAUGGAGACCACAAGAAAGCAUAAUAAAAAACAUCGAAGAAACUCUACAAUUAGCAUUGGUACCGAAUAGCGAUGCUCAGAAAACUGUUCAGGAUAGACUUAUUCUUAUGAAAAAUUUGACAGAUUUUCCAAAUUAUCUUUUAUUUAUAUUGGGAAAUCCAGGCUUUUCAGAAGAUAUAAGAUCUCUUAGCGGAAUAUUACUGAAGAAUAAUAUUCAAACUACUCAAAAUACUCUUAGCCCCGACAACUUACAGAAAAUUAAAAAUGAAUGUCUUCGUUUAUUAAAGGAUCCUUCUAGAGAUGUAAGAAUCAGUAUCAGUAAUGUUACUGUGAUUAUAGCUAAAGAUAACCUGAAAACUUGGCCCGAAUUAGUACCUUACCUAAUUAAAGGGUUUGUGGCGCAAGAUGAAUAUAGUGAGGUAGCAUUAACAACAUUGUUUAAAGUAUGUGAAGAGUUGAUAAAUAGUCAAAAACCGCAGGAAGAAAUUUAUAAAGUAACCAAAGAAGUUUUUCCAAAAUUUAUCGAAUAUGUUUGUGCAGAAAAAUGUACAGUGCGUCAGAAUAUAGUUAGACUUACAAAUCAGUUUCUACAAGAUUAUUUUGUGGUUAUGAAACAAUCUAUUGACUUGGGACUUUACCUGAGAAAUGUAAUGCAACUUGCCAACACAGAAGAUUUGGAUCUACAAAAAUGUGUGUGCCAUACUUUUGUUAUUUAUAUUGAUAAUCAUGAGGAGACAUUAUUGCCUCACUUGCAUGAUAUUAUUUGCUAUUUAUUAGAAAAAUGUCAUCAUGAAGACCAAGAUGUAGCCUUACAAGCUUGUGAAUUUUGGUUAGCUUCAACUAAAAUAAAUACUUGUAAAGAUAUUUUAUCGCCUUACGUGGAGAAGCUUCUACCAACUUUGUUGAAAAAUAUGAGAUAUUCUGAUAGUGAACUCAAUAUGAUAAAGGAUAGUUUGGGUUCUGAUGCUAAUAAAAAAGAUUUAUCAAAAGAUAUUUCCCCAUUCCAUUUUAGAGAUCGAAACAAUACAGAAGGUGAAGAAUACUACAGUGAUGAAGAAGGAGAGGAUCAAAGCGAUGACUUUGAUGAUUUUUAUGUUGGGUGGACUUUGAGAAAGUGUAGUGCUGCUUCAUUGGACUCCAUAGCGGUAAAGUUUGGUGAUGAAAUUCUUCCAUUGCUUAUACCACUCAUUAGUGAAAUGUUACAAAAUCCAGAUCAUUUAGUAAAAGAAUCUGCCAUAUUAGCUUUAGGUGCAAUUGCAGAAGGUUGUUUUAAUGGGUUAAAAUCUGAGUUACCGGAACUUGUUCAGUUUUUGAUUCACUGUAUGAAUGAUGAACAUUCUGUUGUAAGAGUUAUUACCUGUUGGACAUUGAGUAGGUAUGUAUCGUGGAUUGUGAAUGUUCGUGCCGAUAAUCCUGAAGAAUAUUUUGUUCCAGUAAUGACUAUUUUGUUGAAACAUUUUGUUGAUGAGAAUAAAAGGGUGCAAAGAGCUGCAAUUUCAGCUUUCUGCAUUUUUCAGGAAGAGGCUCAAUUGAAACUUAUUCCUUAUAUUGAUUUUAUCUUAGAAGGCUUUAAAUAUGGCUUUGAACAGUUUCAUUGUCGAAGUUUAUAUUUACUUUAUGAUGCUAUUGGUGUACUUGCACAAUCUGUAGGUAAUCAUUUAAGUAAGGAUGAGUAUGUUAGUAAAUUGUUACCUCCUCUGAUGAACAAAUUUACUGAACUUAAAAACUUUUAUGAUGAUCAUUUUAUCGCCGUGUUGGAAUGUCUUGCUAAUGUCAUUCCAGCAUUAGAAGCAUCUUUUGUACCUUACUCGGAAAUUGUUUAUUGGCACUGUCUACAGCUUAUCAAUGACACACUAAUUGCUUCAGUCAAUUAUCAGCAGAACCCCAAUGAAUAUGAUCCUCCUGAUAAGGAGCCGAUGAAUGUAGCUCAUGAUGUUUUGUAUAGUAUGGCUCUUGGUCUAAAAACUUACUUUGUUAAAUAUGUUACAAAUAGUAAUCUGAUUUAUUUAUUGUAUACUACAAUGCAGGAUAGCUCAAAUCUUAUUCGACAAACGUCCAUAGCUUUAUAUGGAGAGCUUAUAGGCUUGUGUUAUCCUUUUUUAGCAUCUAGUGUGAAUGAGUACAUUCCCCUGAUAAUUAAGAAUUUGGAUGAACACACUGAUGGUGUUUGUAAUAAUGCUGCUUGGGUUAUAGGAAAAUUAUGUUCAGUUAUGGGUAACACUAUUCAACCUUUUCUUACCGAAAUUCUCAAUGCAUUUGUUCAUAUAUUGAGAACCCCUGCAGUAGCUCGCACUAUGCAUAAAACUGUAGCAAUAUCUUUAUGUAUUGUUUUUUAUGUAUGUCCCGAUGUGACGGUCCCAGAAAUGGACGUAAUUGUUAAAAAUUGUUGUAUGUUGGUUAGAAAUGUUCGAGACUCUGAUGAAAAAGAUUUAGCAUUCCGAGGUUUGUGUGAGGUGAUUGUGAGACAUCCUGAAUUUAACAAAAAUUAUUUCAUAUUUUUUUGUGAUGCAGCAGCUUCUUGGAUUAAUAUUCGUAUAGAUUUGAAACAAAUGAUACGGAAUGUAUUAUUGUCAUUCAAACAACAAUGUGGAGAGGAGAACUGGCGACAAUUUUAUUGUCAGUUUCCUGAAGCUUUAAAACUAAAACUUCAAGAGUUAUAUGGGGUAUGAAGUAAAUGUUCAUCAUUAAAUGGGGAAUUCGACAAAUGGGUGGGAAAGCUUGAGUGCACCUGCCUUAAGUUUAUCGCGAAAUAGUAUUUUAAUAUCGUCCGCGAGGGAGGGGCGUCUGCCGGUAACUUAGAGUCACGCGUUUUAAAAAAAUCAAGAUGGAUUUUUUUAGAGAUUCAUUAUUUUGUUUUUGGGUUAUUUUGUGUCAGAUCAACUAAUUAUCAAAACUGUUAUAUAUCUCUUAUAAUAAAUUGUACAUCAAUGAUUGUAAUUACUUUGAAAACUAAUUUUAUUAAGUAUUAUCUACGGUUAAACUCUAUAGGACUAUUUUUGUAAAAUAAAUUUUUUCAAAUUUGAAAAAUUGUUUAAAUAACUUUAGCUAUAUGGAAAUUAUUAUUAUUAUUGAUUGAGUAUACAAAUAAAUUAGAAGGAUUUACCAUGUAAACAGUCAGUUGCGAAAACAUUUCAUGAAAUAUCUGAAACCCAAUUAUGAAAUUUUAGUCAGGUGUAUUCAUUACAAUUGUAUCAUGUUGAGUCGAUAUUUUCUCAACUUGAUCUAAAUUGUUUCUAAUUUUAAUUAAUCUCAUUAAACCUUUGUCUUUUCCCACUUUAAAUACACAAAAUACAAAUUUUAGCAUUAGAAUGUUAUAUGUUUAGUUCUCUUUUUCAUCUCAAGUUUUUGUAAAUAUAAAUUUUCUUAUUGGAUUUUUGUUUUUCCUGUUUCUUAAAAUAUAACUUCUGUUAUUAGUUUAUUGUUCUUUUUAAUUGUUACGAUAUGCCUUUUUGUCCAUUUUCUUAUUUUCAGAUUGCCAGUCUGUGAUGCCUAAUUGUUAAGCCUUCCCAGUUGAAUGGUAGUGAUACAUAUGAAAAAAAUUUUAUAUAUAUAUAUGUAUAUAGAAUAUAUACAUUUUUGUAUAUCGUCUAUUUAGGUUUCUAUUAGUUUUAUAUAAUUUUUAAUGCUGCUUCUAAAGUAUUUUAAUUCUAUGGGUAUUGAUAGUUGUUCAUGCUUUUGCUAAGGUUUUUUACAUACAGCUGGUAUUUUUAUAUAGCUGUAGGAAAACUGGAAAAUUAGUAUCUUCCAGUGCAAUUUUUCUUUAACAUGCUUCUAAAUAUUUCCAGUUAUUUUGAAGUGUUAUUUAUAUAUGUAUGUAGAUAUUGGGAUCAUGUGUCCUCCAUUCUUGCUGCGAUACUUGGGAACCCAGUGUUUGUAGCUGAUCUGCUAAUCUCAUUCAUUCAGGUGUCGUGCUCUGGAACUCCAUAGUGUUUCAUACUUUGAGAGAAUGUGGAUAGAGGUUUCGUCUUCUGUGCAACAAAAUCUGCAUACAUCUUCAGGUUUAAAGUGAUAACAUGAAUUUCUAAUUUUGUUUCAUUUUCAUUAAAUUAAAAGUAGCUUUGUUGGUAACUGUAACUAUAUAUUUUCCUAAUUUGAUUGCCUAUUGUGCAUUGAUACUAUAAUUUAUGGCUUACGCGUAAUUCUAAAUUCUUUUUUAUUAGAUCAGAUUUCUAUGCCCUAUUUUACUUCAUUGGAUAACUAAAUUCUUUUAUGUAUGUGAUUAUUGUAAAAUAUUUGAAAUUUUCUAUUUAGUGAAAAUGAUACCUUCUGACAGUGGAUUGCUUGGCGUGGUAUGUUGAAACUAUUAGUUCAGUUAAAUUAUUUUGUUACCAAAAUACAAUCAUUUUGAAAUUUCAGCCCAGGCAAUUGCUCUUAUUUUUCUUCGGUGUUGGGAUUUUUUUACCACGUUAAUACAAAUAUUGGCUUUUAAAAACUGAUAUACUAUUAUUAAAGUGUUAAUGUAGAUAUUUUACUGAAAUGAAAUGUUCAAAUAAUAUCUCAUUAAAAAUCAAACAUAUUUUUCAUUGUCAGCUGUUAUUUAAGCAAUUAUUUAAAUGUAGUUCUGGAAACGUUGGUAUAUCUAUCUAGAAUAUGCUAAUAAGGUGAACACAACUAGCACUUAUUGUGGUGUGGCUGUGUUGGUGAUAUUAAUUUGAUAACAAUAUUUAUACCAUAUUAUUCAACAGCAAAAAUAUUUGGAUGAUCCAUUUCAUAAGUUUCGGUGAUGUUGUAUGAGGAUUGUAAAAUUAUUUUCCAUUUAUUUUAUAACUGUAUAAUGUUCUAGUAACAUGUAUAUAAAUUUUACAAGCUGUUGUGAAUAUGAAAGACUUUUUGUUAUUUUUUUUUUAAAUUUAUACUUAAACUGAGAAUCUCAAAUUAGAAGAAAAAACAAGUUGACGAAAUGAGUUUGUAUUGAAAUUUAUUUAUUUAAGUAGCAAUUGUAGAAGUUACUAUUAGUAUUAGUAACGACCAACGAUUUUUAUCUCCAAAUGUAUAUUUUAAUAUGAAAUAUGUACGUAACUUGUAGUAUAUGCAAAUCAUCACUGAAAUAUAGUUUUUAUUUAAUAUAUAAAUUGAAUUUUGAGGUAAAUCAUUCAAUAAUGUGCAUUAUAUAAAAUCGGAAUAUUUUGCAUAAAUUUGUACUGUGCUGCAAUAAAAAAUGUUAGUAUUUAUAUAAAAAGAACUAUUUAAACUACAGCUUUGGGACAAAUAAAAUCAAGGUAACCUCGAGAAAAACCUGAAUGCUUUUCACUUGUAAAUAAAUGAAGUAAAUUCAAAAUUUUCUUAACUGUACAAAAAAUUUUUUUUCAAUUUUCGGUUUUCCUGUAGUUAAAAAUUUUCUAAAAAGCUUUAUGGUAAAUAUAUUUCUCCACAAAAUAAUAACUAAAGUAAUAUCACUAUUUCAUACAAAAGAAAUGUACAAAGAAUUGUCAGACAUUUAUAGUCUGGAUGCCAAACUGGGAUUUUUGGCUUAACCUGGAAGUGAAGUACGGCGAAAGUUUUUUGACGGUUUUUAGUUCGUAAGGAUGACUAUCUUGACGCCCUUGAGCAUUUUGACAAAUUCAGGAUGGCGGCCAAAAAAGUCAGCAAAAACAUACAAAAAUAAUAGUUUUAAAAAAUAUGGACAUGUAGCACAUAGAUUAUAGGGUUUUCUAACCUUCAAAAUUCAAAUUUGCAGUUAGAAAUGUCAUCGUUUUGGUUGAGUUCUUCCAAUAACGCAAUAAUUGUUGGACUGCAUUCACUUUUAAUCGAGUCUUUAGUAACUCUUAUAUGGUACUUAUCAAAGUUUUUAUGUUUUCUGUAGUACUAGUGUCGUCUUCGGUUUUGAGUAAUGUCAUUGUACAUUGCUUAUGUAAUUAUGUAAACUAGUAUUAUUCCAUAUGUUCUGAGACAUAGUCUCAGUUAGUUUUUGAAAAGAAAUAUCUUCGUUAUCUUGAAAAGUGGUUUUAUUUUGGGCAGCGGUGAUAUUUUUGUGACCAAUAAAUUUUUUUACACAAUUUGAAUGGUAUCUUACAUCUGCUGCAUAGAGGUCACUUUGCGGUUGAACGAUCCUAGAUCCAACAUCUUCUGCCCAUUUGUCUUGGCGUUUUUCUCAGGCUUUCAGAAUGUUUUGAUUUAUGUCCAAUGUUCGUACAAUAUACAAAAUUCGUUAAAUCGGCUUGAGUUUUUAGGAUCUUUUUCACAUUUUUCGGUGCACAAAACCAGUCUUCUCUAAAAUCGAACGUAGUAAAUGAUCAGAGAUUACGCACAUCUGUUGGUUUGGGUCCUUCUUGUUUCCUACUUUUUUUGAACAAUCUGGCAAGACACACAAUAAAAUUCAUGGAUCUCUAGUCUCUGCUGGUCCCCAAUCCAAUUUCUGAGGGUUUGAUCUUCACGUUGGUAGCACGCACUAAUUAUUGUUUGAAGUCUUUGUUCACUGUUCCGAUUUCUCACACUGAAAUUUGCAUUUUUUUAUGUUCACCAUUAGUUUCCAUUCUGGCGAUGAUAGUCCUGCAAAAAGAAGAAUAUGUUUUUGUUUUCGAAAUUAUUUCAAUAUAAAAUAAUUUCAGAAAUAAAAAAAUCCGUUCCUGAAAAAAUAAAUGCUGAAAAAAAGUUAAUAUUUUAACUGUGAAAAUUACUACUAACCAAAACUUGCUUUGAUAUUAGUAGUUAUUUUCACAAUUACACAUUGGGAUAUGUGGGAUGGGGAUAUUUAGGUAAGGGUAUUGGAAUAAAUGGUAAACUUUUUAACUCUAAAUUUUGACGUUAUCUUGUAUAUCUUCUAAGGAUUUAUUAAAAAAUCGUAUUUUGACAUCAAAAUUGUAAUCUUUACCCCAAAAAACCUAUAAAAGGACACCACAUCAAAGUUUACGCCAUCUUGGUUUAACCUUUGAGGAUUAAUCAAAAUCAUGUUUUGAAAUCUGUAAUUUCCACCCCAAAAAACCUAUAAAAAAUGUAUCUCAUUUGUUAUAAUUAUUAUUUUUUUAUUAAAAUGAUGUCGUUAUGCGUUAUGCUCCGCGCGUUUUAUGUCAUUUUCGGGCCGCCUGUCGGCGUUGUUCUACUUUUUUUAACAUUGAGUAACUUGCCGUACCUCCAUUUUGAUCUGAAAUUCGGGAUCCUUAUCCAUAAAAACAUAUAAAUUGAUGUACCACACGUUAAUAUUGAAAAAUAAAAUCCAACCCCAUAAAACGCCCCCACUCCUCCAAAAAGCUCCCAAAAUUAUUUUUAAAUAAAAAUUUAAAUUCAGAAGGCUUAAAAACCCUAAAAUCGAUGUGCUACAUGCCCGUUUUUUUAAAAAACGGCAUUAAUCUUAAAAUAGACCUACUUAGUGACCUAAAACCGCAAAAAAAUUUUCGCCGUACUUCCAGUUUUUUCGUCUGGCGUCCAGACAAUUAGCGAUUGGUGUAAAAUUCUAACCUUGCCAACAUCUACAUUUAUGACACUCGAAUUCAUAUUAAUUGUCAAUUGAUGUUUUGUGUAAUCACUGGAGUCAUUGGUUUGUCAGAAAUAUUAAUGAUAACUUAUCAGUAAGUUACUUUCCUGACAAUUUGUUCCAUAAUAAUUAUUAUGGUUUCUAUUGUGCAGGAAAUGUUUUGUUGUUUCUUUUUUGGCUGAAGGACAUCAUCCAUUUAGCCAACCAUGCUCGUUGUCAUCAAAUUGGAUGGGUUAAUGGUAUAUGUUUCACAUCCAGGGGCCGUUCAGGUUGUCUAACUCCAAGGCAAGGUAGAUCAAGGUACAUACAGGAACCAGUCUUUUAGGUUGAGUAACAAAGGAGACGAAACCAGCUAGAUUAUAGUUUUAACUUGCUCUCUCUAAUGAAUUUUAAUAGAUUAAAGACAAUCAUCUUAUUAAAUGCCAAUAAUCUUAUUAAGUUAAAUGGAGGUAAAAUAUCGAUUUUUAUUAGAUUCUCAUACAUUUUUUCUCUAUGCUGCAUGUAGUUAUUCUAUUCAAAAAAACUAUGUUCCAAGUUGGAUAUACGGUUACAACUGUCGCACAAGGAAAUGUUUAUAUUGAAAAACUUAAAUUUCCAACUUCUCUCUAAUGUAUAUUUGUGAGUUCUGAACUUUUUGAGUUUGUAUAGAUGACUAAUUUUACUGAUUUAUAUGUUUGCCUACAGUGUAUUUUUAUACUAAAGUAAGUUAUUAAUAUUUUGAUAUCUGUUAUGUCGAAUAAAGUUUUUUUGGAAUAAUUCAGGCCAUCUACAUAAGUCGAUUAAGGGUAUGCAUCGUUAGUGCCUAACAUAUUUUUGUAAAUAGUACUUUCUAGAUAUUUUCAGUUUUUCAAAAUAAAUUACAAAUACAACUGUUAGCAUCGCAUAAGUUUAUUUAUUCUACAGUUAUUGACAAAAAUAAUUAACUGGAACAUUAUUCGACAGCUGAUAUGGAAUUACGCUAUUUAUGAUCUGUUAUUUGAAUGGCUGUGAUGAGUAUUCUAUUUUUCAAUUCCUCUCGAUUAUCAGGAUUUAUUGUACAAAACCUUUUGCAGAAAAAAUUGUCUAAAGACUAUUAAUCGGAAGGUCUGGCAGGUCAAACUAUUUUGCAUCUUCGUCCAAUCGAUUUGGUUUAUUGUUAUUAAUUAGCUCUAAAUACUGCUCAUUAUUUUCAUUCACGAUAUGUCCAACACGUUCUUUUCAUAUAUUUAGAGUCUCAGAUAUCACAAUCAGCUUACUUUACGGUUAUUCAAAAUUAUUGUUGUUUUUAUUGUUUUUUUUUUCGCCGUUUUUUGUCGAUAAUAGCUUCUUGGGGGCGUCUACUGCGUGUAUCAUCCUCGUUGCUCUUUUUUGCCUCGUUUAAACUUCUAAGGAUUGAUUCUCUUGAGGCAAAGUCCGUAUAGUAUAGUAUUUUUUUGCCAAAAAGCAAUGCCUUAUCACACAAAAGUUGCUUCAGUCUUCUCUCACAAAGCUGUGAAAUUUACGAACGUGUUUUUUAAAGAUUAGAGUGAAAUUCAUGUGAUAGUCUAAGAACUUCCAGCCCACCAAAUACUUCUAAUUGGCUUAUGAAUUAUUUUGAGUUACUUACUAUAUUGAGAAACACUAUGUAUAAUUAGCAGUAAAAUAUAUCGACUUCUGUAUAUAAAAAUUUUAUCAAACAGCAUUCAAUUUAUGUUAACCAAACAUAUUUUAGUAUUUAAUUGUCUAUACGAACAAAUAUUUAGAACAUUUCAACUGUCUUUUUCUCUUCAAUUUCUUUAUGUACAUAAAAUAAAUUCCCUAAAUUAUGUUUACAAUGAUGUGAUCGAAGUGAUAUCGCUUCUUCUAAUUUUGGAAACGACAACGAUGACGGUUUGGAUUAAUUUCAAUAGUAUAUCAACAUACAGAAAAGUAUCACGAAUAAAAUUUCCUCAACCCAAUUUAAUGUUUGCGGGACAUCAAUAUUUCAAUUAAAAAUAUUCCUACAGGAAUAAACAAUUACCUUCACUAUAAUUUGCCGUAAUGUAGAGUUUUCAUGUAUUGUAACUCUCUUAACAUAUAGAUAUACAUCUAUAUUUACUCAGUUAAAUUUGUUGAAUAUACAUUUGUCCUUAAUCGAAAAAAAAAUAUCUAUUUUUAUUAUUUUUAAUUUACCUUAUCCAUAUAUUUUAUCAAGAUCAUCCAAGGUAUCAUACUUAGUGAGUAUUGAAGUCAAAUAUAAAUAUUUCUGCCUAUCCAUAGCAAUAUUUUCCAGAUCCAUCUUCACUUCAUCCAAUCUUCUCCAUCUUUUUUUCCCUCUCCCACCCUAGGUCCCUUUUAUCAUCAUUUUUGUCCCAGUUUCCGGUCCAGCCAUCUUACUCUUGUUUUUUUAUUAUCUUCAUCACAUUUUCUCUAUCCAGAACUUUUUCAUUUCGUUAUGUCUUCUUUUGUAUGCGGCCUUUUCUUAUUUCUGUCUCAUGGUAGUGUGCAUAAUUUUUUUCUAUUUUCAGCACCUAUUUAUAUUUUGAGUUUUGGUUUUAUGUUCAUUUUGCUCUUCUCCUCACUGCUGUAUUUUUUCUUUUAUGUUUCUUCUAUUUCCGUUGUUCAAAAUUAUUACAUCUCGAUACUUGAGUUUCUUUACGAUUUAAAAUUCACAUCUUCUUAUUUAUUUCGUCUUCUCAGCAUCGAUAUUUAGAUCCCACUUUUAUUAAUUUUUCCAACAUGUAUGUUGUUACAUAAUUUUGCUGAUUGUACAUCUCCAUGUUGCUACAUUCAACUGUGUUCUGUGGUUCAUGCACUUUUUCAGAUCUCUUUCAUUGAUUUUGUUAUUAUUAAUAAUUCUGCAAUAACUUUAUCCAGUGCCGGUUCUUUUCCAUUUUUCAUAUUUUAUUGUUGGUACCUAAUUUUCUUCUUUUCUCCCCUCUCGAUUGUUGUUUCGUCUUGCACUUCUUAAUUUUUUCCAUUGCAAUUAAUAGCGCUCUAUUCAUGUUUUAAUUUGUUUUUGAUUCUUUAGUAUCUUUCCAUUUUUGCACUCCACUAUGUUUAGGCGCGCUUUUUUUAAAUAUUUGUUUCUCAUUCGCAAAAUUCUAUCGUGUUUGGUUUUUCGUUUUCUUUUUCUAUUUCAUUCAUUUUUUCGUCUAUCCACUUUCUUCUUUUGCAUGCUUUUCGCACUUGUUUAUAUUUCACUCGAUUUUGUUUUCUUUGCUAUUGUUUUUUCAUUCACCACUUUUUCUAGGCAUUUCGGAUUAUACAAAUCUGAAUCCUUGUGAUGUCUCCACCUUCAUUACGUUGUUUUUCCAUACCAUAAUUGAGUAAUCAAAUUGUGGGCGUUUCCCCUAGACGCAACUAGUUUAUGCUUGUGAACUCUUAUUUUUUCCCUCAACCACAGGAUCUCGACUGGAGUAAUUUUUCGCACUGGGUUGAUAAGAGCUUUGCGAAAAUCAUGAUAUUCUUCAGUAUCAUAGUGUGCUCAUAAUCGGCGUCACUAAUACCAUCAUCAAAAAAUUAUUCAACAUCAUCUCCCGAAGUAAUUUUCAUAAAUCAUUUGAACAGAUGUUCUUUCUAUUCUUAUGCCAUCCUCUAAAAUAUUAUGAUAAAAACAAUGGAAAUGAUGAUAAUACCAAAAUUAUGUUAAACUUACCUCAAGUGUAUUAAACACUUAUAAAUGGCCGCGCCGUUAGAUUUUGCCUGAUUUACAAAGACAAUAUUCAUAUUAACUCCUCCAAUCACGCUGGUGGACUUGAUACAUUUACGGGCAAGGUGCCAUAGUGGCUACUUUGAAGGCUUUUUAUAAACAAAAAAAAACCGAAAAUGUUAGGCAAAAUCUAACAACGUCACUAAUUUCAGGUUAAUGAUUCUGAAGAAUGACUGUAUUAAUGGUAAUUAUAGCCCCCAUAAAACUGUUUCCCAUACAUUUUAAAAACACUUUCGUUCAAUAAUCGUCCGCGGUACUCAAAUAAUUUGGUUUGAAACUUAUCGAUUAAAGAUUACCGAUAAUAAGUUAAUGAUUAUUCUAAAAGGAUUUUACUAUUUUAAUUUCAUAUUGGAUAGGUGUAAAUAUUUUUGUUCAUUUUCCCCGAUAAGACCAUUUGAGUGCAACGAAUAUAAUUCGAUUCGGCUCUUAAAAUGAAAUGAUUUCUAAUAUACACAUGAAACGAUAACGAAGCAAGGUUAGUGCGGAUAAGCAAACACUAGGCAUCAGUCGGAGUCAUUGAAAAAACGAUUCUAAUAAACUAUUAUGUAAACAAUACUGAAGGUGAAACAACAUCACUGAAGUUUUUAUUUGGUUUAUAGCACAUGACGAAUUACUGAACUUCCAAUUUAAACGAUUUAAUUGAGCUAAUAGAGGUUUAAUUCUAUUCCGGCAGUAUUCGGUAAUUUUAAUGAAUUUAAGUGGAUAAAGUAAUUUCGGUUUUUGUAAUAUAAAAUAAAACCCCCUUUUUUCUAACAAAGAAUAGUUUUUAAUGAAUUAUAUCUUUUCCAUUUUGCUCAAUGACCUUUCGCCAUCUUUCUUUCAGCAUCAUGAUUUCGCGCUCAUAAAAUUUCUGGUCCUUAUUAGCAAAAAACUGAACCAGGUGCGAUUGAAGGUCAUUUGUGAAAGUUUGACCAUUCAAAGAAUUCUACAAACUUCGAAAUAAAUGGUAAUCAGAUGGUUCCAGAUCAGGGCUUUAAGGAGGAUGUCUGACCUCCCAACCAAGCUCCAAGAGUUGCCGAAGAUGUGUGAGGCCUUGUAUUAUCAUGGUGAAACACUGGUGAACCUUUCCGAUUUGACAACUCUGUCCGUUUUUCUUUGAUUGCUCCAUCCUGUUUCAGUAAUUGUUGGCAGUAAACAUCAGAAUUGAUCGUUUUGUUCCUUGGAAACAGCUCAAAAAUCAACACACCUUUGUAAUCCCACCAAACUAACAGCAUGAGCUUUUUUGUUGCUUUUUAGCUUUUUUUUGGUGUGUUUUCUUUAUGUUAGUUUCCAAACUACUUUACUGCAAAGGACCCAUUUUUUAUCACCAGGGAUGAUUCUUUUCAAGAAAAGGUCUAACAUAAGUUAUUCAAAAAAAGCAAGGCUGUCUAUAUCUAUUCUACUAUUUUUCUAGAAUCAAACACAAUGGUGGUGGCUUAUUUUUUAUCAUAAUCAGUUGAAUUAGCUUAUAAAUUGCACAGUAUAAUUUUAUUCUUACGUAAUUUCAUCGACUUUUACGGAUGAUUUCUCUCAAAUUGGUUUGGUUGGUGUGUAGAAAAAUUUUAAUAUUGCGUAGGUAUGAUGAGUAUACCUGCUUGAUAAUUAAAGAGAAAUUGAGAGUGAAAAAAAUUUUCAUUUGGAAUUUGUUUACAAAACUAUAGCAGAUUUAGCCCAAUGCCCAAACGGAUAUAGUUGAAUGAUUUAUUAUAUGCAACUGUAAAUAUUAGUUUAUGGAGGGCAGUUGUCAUUAACAGAGUCAUUUUAAAAUUACCUUAUAACAUAUCGUUUUGUAGUAAGUUGUGUUUUAAUGUAUUGUAUAAUCUGAAAUUAAUGUUUAUUAAUUUUUAUUUGAUAAAAUACUACCUAUCCCAUAUAACAAAUUGAGAUUUGAUAUUUUUUAUUUGAAUAUGAUUCUCAAUCUGUUAUAUUUUCCAGCGCAGGCUUUAUUUUAUUUUAAUGCAUUUUAAUCAAAUUUUUUUAAGACAUACGGAGUGAGAAUAAUAAUUUGUAUCAUAUUUCCGCGCUUCUAACUAUGGGAGUAUAUUGCGAAUAAUUUCAAAAAAGUAUGAAUUCAUCAAUCUUCACUUUUUACUUGAAAAUUAGUAACUUUUUCAGUUGAAAUAGACUAUUACAAAAUAUGUCUUUUUUCACUUUCACAACUAUUACACUUUCUCUGCAGUGAUGCAGCCUAAAUUUCUGUAGUUACUAGCUCAAAUUUUUCUGGUUUAUCCGUGUAAACAUGCAACGCCAUCUGCAACACCAAAGCCUUUCAACUAGGGUUGGUUGAUUUCGACUAGAUUGAUAUAAUUGGACUGUUUUGUUCAAUUAUGCCCGACUAUACAAAAUCAAUAAUUGUUCUGGACAAAAUUGGAUAAAAUCAAUUGAACGCAAAUGGUAUUCAGAACACUCUAAUCCAAUAAUUCACCACCUAAAUUUUUCUUGGUCUUGAUAAAUUUUUAUAAAAUAGACUCUUUCGCAAUGACUGCAAUUACAUAAUCAAUUUUAUCCCUAUCUUCAGUCGUAGUUUUACAUAAAAAUGGAUCUCUCUUAAGUUGUUUCAUUCAUAUCGUUGAGGUAGGAACCAAUUCAGAAUAAAUUUCUUGAACCGCUUUACGCUUUAGCAUUUUCGGAUAUUUUGAUGAUGAUGGUGUUUUCUGAAUUGAAUAUUCUUAACUUCAUUAUUGUUUCCAACUAUAUCAUCAUCAUGGCAUUCUAGUUCCGAUCGAGACUCAGCAGGUUCUUGUCAGAUACUGGCUUGUGAUUCCCGUUUUUUUUAUUUCAUGUUGUCAGUUUCUCUUGUUGCGUCUGCCUAUGAACCACCUAAAUAAUAAAAAAAUUCCUCAUUGUAAAUUGAAAAUCUUUUAAAAAGUAUGCGAUUCAGUAAUUUUGGACCUGGGGAUUUCUCAUAACUUCGCAGCUUAGUCAGGCAUUGUACUCCUGAUUCAACCAAGAUAUAUCGGGAUUAGAACAAACCGAGUCAAAUAAAAUCAAAAUUAAAUUCGGCUGCACAAUUUACUUUGGAGCAAGAAGCAAUUAGGUACUGGAAACUAGUCGUUAACGUUAAUUAAAUUUAAAACCAGCACUUAUUUCUUGGUUUUAAUGUUGUGCUUCAUUUUUUAUAGACUAAAUAUCUUAACCUCAAAUUAAAUCAACGAAAAUUCAAUUUUGUCCAAUUGUGUUCGUUUUGUCAAAUUUUGUUCAAAUAAAAAAACCCUGCUUUCAACUGAGACACAAAAUUGUUUACAAUCAUGUCUGUAUCACUCUUCAUUGACUGCAACAGCAUUAUUAGGGUCAAUAAUGCCACUGGCCCUCGAAGCUGACCAAAUUCUUAGUCUUCAUACUGGUAAUGGUAUUUCGAUCCGUGAAUUCUGUUUAUUUACGUAGACAUUCAACCAUAAGUAUGCUUCAUCAACAUAAUGUUGGUAGGAUAUUGUGGAUCAAUGUUUACUUAACGCCGAUUAUUGUUUGGUUUCAAUUCCAAGCUGAAUUCUAUAAUCACGCGAAUCCAGAUGUUUGCUUAAAAUAUUCCAUAAGUUAUUGGAUACAAGACUUGUUUGUCUAUUACCCUCAGCACUACGCUGAACAACGUACGGUGGAAUAGUGAAUGUCGAUUAGAGUGAACGAAUUGGAGAAGCGAUACAAAUAUUUGUCAAAUGUUUUACGAUUUUUUGACGACACAGUUAAAUUUAUGUAUUGAACUGAAUAGUACAUUAAAGUUUAACAUUCGAGGAAUAUUAUGUGAAACAAAAAAUACGGCAUAAAGUAGGAUUGCAAGAGCAAGAUUACUUGCUGUUACUAUUGAUUUGUGUGAUUUUUUCUUGUUGGUUUUUCUUAUGUUAACAGAUAAAGAUAGAUUAAGGAAUCAUUUUUCCUAGAAUCUUAGUUUUUUGAUCGAAUUUGUUUUCUAAAGUCGUACCAUCUUAUCUCUAUUCCAGUUUUCAGACUUAAAAAUUAAAGUGGACCUCUAAGUACAUAACUACGUCAAAGAAUCAUCAAAAACAGUCUGUUUUUUCGAUAAAAAUUAACAAUAUAUUAACGGAUUCAGAAGAAAGGGGUCAGAAAUGAAAUGAGAAAUAAUAAACACGUUUAUAUCUCAAUUUUCGCAUUCUAAAAGUUAUCUCAUAUAAUCUCGUAACAUCUGUUAUAAAAAAAGUAGGGCAUAAAAUGUUCUAUAUAGUAACCUCCGGGAUAGAAUAAUGAAUUAAAAUAUAGAAUAACUCUUCUGAAAUAAUCUGAAUUAUAACAUUUAAAUUCCUCAUAAAUUAAAAAAAACUAAAUUUUUCAUUUAAAAAGAACAUUCACCAUCUCACCCGGCUAUAAGGGUGCGUGAUAUUAUCGUCGGUAAGGGUAUAUUUCUGCUUUUUGCUUGGCUGGAACCUGUUUUAGUAGUUUCCGUAUUUGGUGCACUGCAUUCAGUCGAUACUUUUUAUGGUUUCCUUAUAUUCCAGCCACUGCAGUUUACUUCUCUGCCCGACUAUCUUUGUUCAUGGAAUAUUAUCUCUUCGGAAGUGCCGAACUCACUGUAUUUGUUAAGAGUAUCCCUUCACGUUUAGUUUUAUUUUUAGUACUGAUUUUAUUACUCUCGGUUGAUUCAUUUUUAAUUUUUGUUUUCUUAGUCUGUUUUACUCUUCUAGCUUUUUUUCUUUCAACUGCUCAAUAUUCAUCGCAGUUAAUUGCGACUACUAAAUUGUGAAUCUUUUUCCAACUUUAUGAAACUGGAUAACAGUUGGCAUCGGUGAAAUUUUAUCCAUUAUUUUCCCCGCGGAUCACUCAUCGGUUUCAUCUCUUGUUUAUAGAUUACAAAGCUCCCUAUAUUCUUCAAGACUGCCAAGAUGUAUACUCUUUGAGCGUAUCUUGCAUUAAAUUAAAAUAUUUGGCAACGCUGUCUUUAUUCAAACCUCGACAACGAGCUUGCGGAGUUCCUCCGGCUUUUCGAACAUUAAGUUUUGGAUAUCUACUCAAAAUAGAUUCAGCUAAUUCAGACCAGCUUUUAUUUGAUUCGCUCAGAUGGCUUGUUGCAAUAUCACGCAUACCUCUUGUCUCCUAAUUAAUGCAGUUAACUUCUUUUCGUUCUCGUUUUCUAAUACAGAAGUUGAUCCCAUUCGUUUCUUAUUAACUCAGCUUUUAGAUAUUAUUCUUAGCAUUGAGUCUAGUCCAAGAAAAUGUGCUUGGUAGAUAGUUUGGCCUUCUAGUACUGCUCUCAUCGCAUUCUUCGGUCCAACUAACUCAAGUUGAACUCUUCUUGAGUGGGAUAUCUUAGACGUGGGCAAGGCCACUUUCUUUUAGUUAACAAGAUCUACCCAAUUUUAUCCUACCAAACAUGUUUUGAUAUGACCUGCCUACUCAUGAUAGUGAAAAAUAUAAAUAGAUGGUGGGGGAAUAUUAAAAAACAUAUAGAUUAGAAAAAAAUGUUUUAUUUUAUCACUUGAAUGAUUUAAUUUUUCACAAAAAUAAUGUUCUUCGAUUUUUUGCUUUACUGAAGUCUUCUAAUAGGGAUUUGUAAUUAAUUUUUGCUGCUAAAUCUGCUUUGAUUGAGAGUACUGGUAAACCAGGUAGUCGGUCCUGCUUCAUAUUGUUUCUUAAGUAUUUUUUGAUAAUUUUCAACUUGAAAAAAAUCUUUCUGUACCUACAGGCAUAGACAACAUAAUUCUAAUAGUAACGUAAACAUUAGGAUAAAUAUCUUCCAGUUCUUUUCUCAUUUUGUAUUGAAUCCUCUGAUUGGCGUGUUGAAUGGUUAAGCUGUAAAUCUUCGUAAAACCCUUAAGAUUAUAUGUCUUUUCUUUAACCAUCUUUAAGUACUAGGCCUAAAUUAUUAUAUUGCUUCAAAUGCUCGAUAUUUUCCAAAAAUUUAAAAUUAUUUACGUCAUACAAAAAUCCAAUAUUCAGUGAGUGCAGUAAAUCAUCAAUUCUGAAACUAUUUUCAGCGGAAUCAAGAGGCUCAUCUACAGCUUCAUAAUUAAAUAUUUUUUUGCGAAGCCUUUUCUCCUUAAAAGUCAUUGGAAUCUCUCAACUGCAAUUUUAUAUGAAUCCGUAAGGCUUUUGCAGUACAUUUCUCGAAAUUUGUGGAUCCAGUUACAAAAAUUACGCAAAUUGUCAGUGGCAAUGUUGUAAAUCAAAAAGAAAGCACAAAAAUUGAAAUACCAACUGUUCUGUUAUAUGAGGUUGAUGGUUAAUGACUUAGGCGCUGCAUGAAGAUAUUUUGAAAUUCGUUUUAUAGUAAUUGUGUGUAUGUAUUAUGACUGCAUAAAAAAUAACUGCGGAAAAUAUCUAAAGCGAAGGCUCCACUUGGAUAUUGCAUCUUGGAUAUUCUUAUCACAAACUGCGCGAUCUGUUUAUUUUUAGCAAAAUAUUUUCGUCUAAACAUUCUUCCUUACGGUAAACCUUUUGAGAUAGUAAUACAGUCACUUAGGAACUUUACUGAGAAAUUCACCUCCAUCGUCAUCAUAGAAAAUCAUCAUCGUGUUACCCGAAUCCUUGUUUCCAGGUAAUCUUCUUAGUAGUUAAUGAAGAAAGCAUUGAAUCAAGAUUGCUGAUUAUACUGGCACCAAGUUAAAGUGCUUUGCGGCGUUAAUUUUUAGAAAUUUUAGUAUUAAUUAAUUAAUCUGAAGCUGGCGGAAAUGUCAUUGACCUCAGUUGGGUUUUAUUACAACAGGAUAAUUUUAUGGAGUUGUCGGUUGAAGAUCGAACAAGUAUAUGUCUGAGAUCAUCAAUGCUCUUAGAUCUAGUAGUAUUUUUCAAGAAUUUCUAUAUCAUAUAAAUCUGAUAUCAAAUAAUCUUUCAACAUCCAAAAUCACGCUGGCGUUGUUGUAUAUGUAAUUGAUAAAUAUUAUCACUGUUUUUGAAAGGAUUGAUAGAAUAAUACCAUGUUCUUGUCCAGCCCAUAAAUUAUCAUAUUUCUUUUUUAUAAAUUAGUAUUUGGUUUCAUACGCUUCUUCUAGAUGUGCCAAAUUUAUUUAUCAAAAAUAUGGACAAUAAUGUUGCUUAUCGCUAUUUUCAGUUGUUGUGAAAAAUUCACUGGUUGUCUUAGUGUUUUCCAUGAGGAUGCUCUACCAAAUCCUCUCCUUCCAUCAAAUCUUCCCUAGAUGAUGAAAGAUACAGCUCUCUAAUUAUUUACUUUUACCUCACCAUGUGCGUCCAUCUAAUUCAUAGAGUGCGUAUAUGGAGCAAACUUCAAAAAAACUCUUCAAAGCAUCUUCUGUUAAGGUUCAAGAUUUUAAUCCAUGAAGCAAAACAGAAAUGGAAUGAUAAACUGUCGCAUUGUCGGGUCGAUGUUUUUUCAUGCCAACAUAAACAUUUCUUCACAUAUACUAUGCUUUUGUUUAAUUUUUGUACCAAGUACUUGAAUUUUCGUACCUUUUUUAACUUGUUUAAAUCAAACCAGAUCGUCAUCCCAUCUGAAAGACUUGUCUAAAAGGCUGCCAGUGGUUUUACUUUACCAAUCACAAAUAAUAAUUAAAUUUUUGAGAGGAUAUACAUUUGGAUACUUGUCUUGUUUUUAUGAUUGAGUUUUUUAUGUACAUAGCUAGAUCUUGAGAUAUUUUCAACAAAAUUUAUUAGAUGUAUUUUUGGAAGAAUUGAUGAUAAAGUACAGACCUCUUAAGAAUCGACGUAUGCUCCCUAUAAAUGGAUUUUCGUAAAUAAUCGUUAUUUACCUCACUCUGUUUACAUUUAGUGUGUAAAGUUUGUACAGAAAUUAUAUUUGUGUAUGGUCUGUAAAUGAAAUUAUUAAUGUUUUCAAAUCUGAGGAUUCUGUACGUUUUAAAGAAACAAACGCAUAGUUUCGUCUUCUUUCUAUUAUUUAUUUUAUGUUAAUCUUAUUUCUAUUAAUAAUAGUAGCAUAUGUCUUUGUUAUGACUCGAACCGUUUGGUUGACUUGUUGAAAUAUUUCUUCCGGAAUAUCGUGGAAGUGAACAAAAAUGUCAAAUUUUCUAACAAAACAAUUUGGAUGCCACAGAAUCUAAUCUGGGAGUGAAAUGAUUCAUUAUCUGUACAUUUAACGAUGUUAGCGAAAAGUUAACACUAGUUUACCGACAUCCGAUGUAGGACCACAUAUAAUCAAAAGACUGUACUACAUUGCGUUUUCUUGCGGAAAGAUUGACGUGACCGCUAUACCACUUUGUCAUUCAUAGUGUUAUUCUCCAAUAUUGCUUUCUAAUAGCGGUUCUCAACUUCCUGUAUUUGUAUAAAAAUUCCCAAUACACCUGGAUCCCCACCAGAGAUACUGCCAUGCUUAGUGCGAUACUGUUGAACUGUCGCCGAAAUGAGUGUGUUAUAAACGUGGAGCGAAAGUCUUUCGGUGAGGUUUGGUCUUGAUGGAUAUUAACCUGCUUCAUCUCCAGGAUACGGCUGAACUAGACUAGUACUGACAAUUUUGAUCAUAUACCACAACCUACUGCUGUAGGAAGAUGAUUCUUCUGUUCGAUGAAUUUCUUCCAGUUGUCGCUUUUCAUGUCACUGAUGGAGCAUUGGAACAAUAUUUUUAAUGAUAUUCAAUGGAUUUAGUUCACACUAGUCGGUAGAGGCAGUCAAAGUACCGAUAUAAUAUGUAGAAUUGCCAAUUCGUCCUCAACAUACAUUUUAAAUUUGUAUGUGUGUUUAGGCGUUAUUUGGAACCAGGGUAUGGUGAUAAUUGACUUGUGCCUAUUGGAAAAUACAAGAUAUUUUGUAAAACAACUCGUUCGACACUUACCAGCACUAUGACCUAUCAAGUUUUCUCUUUACGUAAUCAGACCUUGAAUGUUCGCCAUACAGGUAGAAAAGUUUGUGUUAUUUAUCAUCAAAAAAAAACAUUUUUAAUCUGAACUAUUCAUGAUUACUCACGCAUUGAGAACGAUUAUGAAAUGGGACAAUUUUUUACUUUGCUUUUACAUGCGGCACUACAGCUCUGUGUGAGCUUUGGCCUCUUCAACAAUAGAUCUCCAAAGCAUUCUGUUUCUUGACUUGGAGUAUCACCCUGUAGUUCGGAAACCAUCCGUGACAUUAUCCAACCAUCUCAUUAUAACCUUCCUACUUUCCUCCUAUUGAACACUUUGAUAAUCAGAACCUUUUUUGGCAAUUGGGAGUCUUCCGUAUGUCCAAUUCUUCGAGCUUUAAAGAAAUUAUAUCUGAUUCUUCAUUCAUCAUCUCCAACUUUCACGCUACCAUAUAUUUUCCUGUAACUUUGGAAUAUUAUAAUAUUUCUUUGUCAUACUCUGUCAGUAAGAGUUUCGAUUGAUUUAUACAUAAACUGUAUUUUUAAGAAACAGUAUUGAAUCGAAAAUAAUAUUGGAAUACCAAAACAGAAACGUUGAUUUGAACACAUUAAAAUUUGAAUUGGCAGGUGUUAAUUUAUGGUUUAUAUGACAUAAUAUAAAAAUACUCGUAGUUUAUAUUGAAUCUUUAUAACAAAGUUUUUUUCAUUAAAAAAUAUACAUAUGUUCCAACCUAAUUGAUGUAGAGAAGAUAAAUUGAGGGUUACUAAUCUUAUUGAAACUUAAUCUCUUUUUUACGGUGCAUUCCACUAAGCGUUCACGGCGCCUGAGAUACUCACGAAGACCCUUGUGACGAAGGGGGUCGAAGUGAGUGUUGAAAGAAUUUUCAAAACUGAAGCAACCAUGAGAAUAUAUCUCAUUAUUAGAUGUGCUAUGGAAUAUUAUAAGUACUUUUGGAGCACCUCUAAAUAUUUUACUUCCACUGCAGAAGAUAUUUUGAUUUUACUUUUACUGAUGUAAAUCAGUUAAGCACUCCAGUAAAAAACUCAAUAACUCAAUAAAUUAUAACCUAACUUCUUAAAGCUUUCGUUUUAUUUUACUGUUUUGCCGUUCCGCUUAGGUUUACGAUUACAACGCUCUGGACUAAGUGGAACGGGGCAGAUCGUGGUCGUGAUAGUCUUGAGUGCUUAGUGGAAUGCACCCUUAACAUAUCUUUUUCUUUAAUUCUUUCUUUUAGAAAAAAUGAUUCCGAUUAUUCGAUAUGGAAAAUAUUAUUUAGUUGCGCACUUUGUUAUUUCAAAAUUAACUCUCAAGACUUUUAGAAAUAUAUAAGAUGUAUGAAUCAGUUGAUCUGACAUAACAUGAAUCUUAGCGUAUAUUUUUCCGUACAUCGUCCGCGAGGGAGGGGCGUUUUUAAAUAAAAAGAAUAGAGUCACGCGUUUCACAAAAGAUUCUUUUGUUUAUGUAGUUAAGUCGCGUUUUAGUAACCGAGGGAUUACUUAUAAGGAAAAAAUUACUUCAUAUCGAAAUUUGAGUAUUUUCAAUGUUGAUUUUUUUUAAUAUUCAUUAAUAAUUUCUUAAAAUAUAUUUUAAGAAAUUCCCAUAUUGUUGGAAAUACUGAUUUGUCUUUGUAGCAACCUGGUAUGUUUACAAUUAACUUUUAUUUGUUCUCAAAAUAUUGUCAUUUAUUUGAGACUUUGUUAAUAUUUUUGCAAAGCAUUCAAUAAUAUUUAAUAUAUUUGAGUGGUUUUUUUUCAUUAAUAACCGUGGAAAAUACAGAGCCGGCUUAAUUAGAAAUAGAUCACAAGACAUAAUUAAUUUCUUGCUUCCAAAAUAAAUGUCGUUAUGUCAUAUCUGAACAUGAUUCUUUUUUGGGUAAUGUUAAGCAUAUCACAUAUUUAUAUCCCAAAAAUGAAUCUUUAUUUCUUGGCGUCUUAAAGAUAUUUUCUCUUUCUCUUCUUUUCAUAAAGUUCCUGUGAUUGUUUUGGCAAUAGUUUCACUUCUUCGGCAUGUUCAUCGCUAAUUUUUAGCAACAUUCACCACCAGCAAAAGAAUAUAGACUAUAUUUGUGUUUUACAUUUAGUAGAAGUAAGAAUAUUCGAUAAAAAAAGACACUAGUGAAAAAAAUGCGAUGCAACUCAAUAACAACAAUAACUCACGAUGUAUGGAUGCAAUUUAUUCAUUACAAAAUAAAUUAGUAGUGGAGAGCAAGAACUAUUUAUUUAGAAACAAACAUCUAAUUGUCUCAACGUUCUGUGAUCUUCUAUUUAUUUUUUUGUUGUUAUUAUAUUACUUUUAAUAAUCAGGUGAUGGAAUUUAUUGAUUGUUUCAAAUUCUGGCAUCACAUAAGAUAUUUCAUACUUCCGUGAAGUGAAAUUAGUUUUUUCCAUUUCUACCAUUGUGCGCAGUAGCUACAACUUUGGAAGGACAAUUUGGGAAAGUAAAUCCACCACCCUUUCAUAACUAGAUUUAAUACCCUGGUGACAAUUUUUAUAUAUCCGGGUUCCAAACAAAUCAAACUGCCCCCUUUCUUGAAUUUCUAGAAGAAAAUAAAUCUUGAGUACUUUUUUGAUGAGUAUCAAAUCAGAAUAUAAUGUAUCGUACAACAAUUUUAAUUUUUGACGCUCGUCACCAAUAGCUAAAGCAGACUGAAACUAAAUCAAAACAUACAGUCUUCAUCAGGUGCAUAUUUUUGGCAUUGCUGAAUUUCUACAGGAAUUAAGUAUUGAUUAUAUUGGAAACGCUGGCAAAUGUUUUUUUGGACAUGUAAAACUUUCCGUCCAAUUUGACAUGAAUUGUGAAUGAACAUUUUACAGCAUUCGUUCAAAAAACUCUAUAUAGUUUUAUAUUACUUUUAAUAAUAAAAAUCUCAAUAUUUUGUGGCUCCACCCGAAAAUUCUUCUCUUUUUGGCAUAGCUGUUAGAUUUUCACGAUCUUCAGCAGUAAUUGCUUUUUAUUCUAAGGGUAGAUAAUAUUUCAGCUCUCCUUUAUUGUUGUUCUAUGGAGUAAAGUUCUGCUACUUAUUUUCUUGUAAUCAUGCCAUAGUACGGGCAUGAGCUGCUGGAAUAUACCAUGGUGGUAUAUUCCGCCAAAAAGUCGUCAUUGAUCAACGCAAAUCCUAGUACAUCCUCGUAGAGUUAAUGUGGCCCACUCAUAAGAACAAUUUGGUUUACAAACCGUUUGUUAUUACGACAUUACAUUGACUCACUCACUUCAAGUUUGAUUUAUCUUCUGCUUUAUGAAACUCCAGUACUGCAAGCACUAGUUUUCUCGUUAUCCUCGGAGAGUUGCCUUUACAGCCUUUCAGGUCAACUUCUUCAAGUCUUCUACGAGUAGUUGGACCUGAAAUUAUUCCUUUUAAUUUCUGCUGGUGAUUCAGCAGCUAGGUUGUCAACGACUUGUUCAAUAACGUGACGAUCUUGGAGUUCUCAAUGUUUUUAGACCGGCUCUGGGUCUAAUUUGAUUCUCAACCUGAAAUUUUUCUUAAUUAUGCAGAAGCUGUAUCUACACACUGAAAUGAAAGUUCGUUUGUUAUUGGAAUAUUGCAGUGAUGAAGUCUACAAUACCAUUUAUGUUAUUAUUUUGAUAUGACAUAGUACCAUUGCAUAAAUACAGAUUGGCCCAAUAGAUAUUGUCACUUCCAUAAAGAUACACUUCUUGAUCUCGACCCGGCUGAAUUCGUCCGCCAGGUUUUCCCAAACUCUCACUAGACGCGAAUCUGACACGACACCAAGCUUAGUUGAUGGUUUCCGUGCAUUGUAGCCAAAACAACCGUUGGGUGUGAUUCAAAGAUCGUUACCUCUUGGUAAAUCAGCAGUUAUGACCGACACUGACAUGGUUGCAUUUAUUCGUGACAGUAAUAAAUUGAUUUUUUUAUAGUAGACCUUGGACCUAGGCUGUUUCCAGAUUCAGUUUACUAAUAACAUCGAAUGCAUUUGCAGCAAAAGGUUGUCUCAUAAUAUCUUGCAGCAUAUGAAUAGUUCUGUCGAGUUUGCAAUAAACAAAUUCAUUUGAUCCAAGCACGAUACAAAUUGAUCGGUAUGCCUAUGCGCAGACAUGCGCGAUAUCUCUCGCACAAUGUGACGUCACGUUGGAGUCAAAAUGUGAAGUAUAAUGUAUUGUGUGCUGUAUACCUGUUAUAAAAUUUUAUUUUCAUUCCAAGAGUAAUAUUUGAUGCAACGACAUAUCUAUAUAUGUAUUAUUUAAAAGGUUAUUGAAUUUACCAGUUAAAUUUCACGUUCUAGGUCGCGUGCGGCUUACAAGGAUUAUAAUUUCCUGCCUGUUUGAAAUAUGAUAGCAAAAUUAUGAAAUUAUUCAAUUGAAUAAUAUUGUUACUGGUACAUUUCAUUUCAUUUUCUUUAUUUAUUUAUUUGUUUGAAUAAAAUAUAGGUAAAUAAACAAUGUUUUAAACAUUUUCCAUUAUAUGGAACUACCCUCUUCGAAAUGAAUGCAACAAACACGCACUAAAAUAAAUAACACAUAAAUAAGGGUUAUCUUAUGUAAAUAUUUCCGACCAGACUGAAAUCGUUUUUGUUUAUAAUUCCACAAGUAAAUCGACAACAUAAAAUAAAUAUAAUUGGAAAAAAAUAGUAAUUGUGUGUGUUAUUUUGUGAUUAAUGACAUUCAUUUACCAUAUUUUAAAUUAAUUUUAUCCUCUAUAUGUUUCUUUUGUAGUAUUUUUGCAUUUGGCGACGGAAUUAUGAUCUCAUAAUACAAAGUACAAUCAUUUCAAAGAAAAUAAUAACAAUUAGGUCAACUGUAGCCGCUAAACAAAAAAAAAUUUGUCUUAAAAACACAAAAAAAACCCAACCUAAUCUUAAUAGCCAAGAAAACAUUCUGAUUCCAUCGUGACGUCAUGCGCGAGGCGUGUCAAGUCGGCAUACCGGUGUAUGUUAAUCGUGGAUCCAAUUUGAAAGUUACUCAAACGCACUAUAACUGCGUUAAAUACUAUAAAGUUAAGUAUUAAAACUUUAGAAUACGGUAAAAAAGCGUAAAUAAUCCUCAACAUAAAACCCGAUAAAUAUCUUGUUAAAUUUAUCAAAUUUACAGUCCUGUAUGGUUUCGAAAAAUAGUAAAUAUUUCAAGAACUCUGAGCUUAUUAAGUGUAAAAAAUAAAUGUUGCUAAAGGUUUACUUUACAAUCAAUUCCCUUUAUGCAUCAUAUACUCUUUUUGGACGACUUGACCCUUACUAUUUGAUCGUUUUUUUUUUCUCCAUUAGCUUCUAUUUUGUUAUUUACAUGUUUCCAUUAUGAGAAGUAUUUUUCUUGUUUCCAUUUUUUUUAAUAACGUCUGCUGUUGAUUGAAUAUCAAUUACCUAUUCAGUUAUCAGUUAUGUGUGAUUCCUUCCACUCCUUAUAUCUACAAGACAAUUCUAUCAUGUAUGACAUAACGCAUUUCGUGGUUAGGUGUUUUAUAGUAGAAUAAGUAUUAUGUUCUGAUAUCAAUAUCUAGAGAAGAAAUAAAAGCAAAAUAUGUACCAAGUAAGCAUACGGGGAUAAAUUUAUUUUCUUUUAUUAUUAAUGAAUAACCAUAAUAGUUUUAUCAAAUAAGAAAUAGUAUGUAAAUACUAAUGCAAACUUAACUUUGAAUUAUCAGUUAAUUUAUCAGCAAAAAGACCUGCAAUAGAAAUUCAGAGAAUGUUUUUGUUUGUACAGUUUAUUAAUUUUGUUAAUUUUGCAGUUCCUGUGAAAGUUUUUGCAUGCCUAAUUUUGUAAAUUUACAAGCUUUUGUGAUUCAAAAAUUGCUGUAAUUAUUUUGCAAAAAAUUUUAAAAGAACUGUAUUAACUUUUAGUUUUAAAUUGACGCAAAAUUUUUAUUUCUGUAGGUAAUGCACAUAAUAAAUUUUUUUUA
Messenger RNA from Diorhabda sublineata, 25755 nucleotides. RefSeq names its product transportin-2-like. Gene Ontology annotation, molecular function: nuclear import signal receptor activity; small GTPase binding. The transcript is spliced from 2 exons. Gene Ontology annotation, cellular component: cytoplasm; nucleus. The coding region runs from base 160 to 2844 and encodes 894 amino acids. Gene Ontology annotation, biological process: protein import into nucleus. NCBI's taxonomy places the organism in Eukaryota, Metazoa, Arthropoda, Insecta, Coleoptera, Chrysomelidae. The record is from RefSeq and is a predicted model, not a curated record.